AUGAGCGAUCUUACUCCAUAUUUAUUUUGGGAAAAGCAAGAAGGUCAAUUAUGUGCACAGCAUUGCUUAAAUUCUCUUUUGCAAGGUGAAUUAUUUACGGCAGUAGAUUUAGGUGAAAUAGCACAAAAUUUAGAUCAUGCGGAACAAGCCGCUUUGCAAGAAGGUGCAUUACCUGGACAAGUACCAAAUGCUUCCGUAAAAAGUCAGAAUAUGGAUGAUUCGGGAUUUUUUUCCGUUCAAGUGUUAAGUGAAGCUCUCAAAGUUUGGAAUCUUGAAAUUAUUCCUAUUGGCUCAGAACAAUGUAAAGGUGUACGUGAUGAUCCAGCGUUUUGCCUACGAAAAUUUGGUGGGACACCGACACGAUGGUAUAAUCUAGAUUCCCUUUUACGUGGUCCAGAAUGGAUUAGUCAAACAUAUCUAGGGAUGUUGCUCAAUCAAUUAGAAAAUGAUGGGUAUAGUAUUUUUGUGGUAAGAGGAAGUUUACCAAUAUGUCAAGCUGACGAAUAUGCUAUCGAGCAUCCAGAACCUAAACCUGGGCGAACCCAAAAAACAUCAGACCAAACAUCACAGGAUGACAUUGACGCAGCUAUGAUCGAAGCAGCAAUUGCUGCAAGUUUGCAAACUAAUCCAUCAUCCUCAUCAUCCGUAUCAAAUAAUCAACAAGAUACAGAGAAGUCUAAUGAAAUUUCGAUUGAUGAAAUUCGAGCAAAGAGAUUGACACUAAAAAUAAUGUCAUCACCGUCGCUAAUUUCUAAUAAUACACCAGAAAUUGCUAACGAAAGUAAAAUUACUUAUCCCACCAACCUAUCAAGACGCAGUCGAAAGAAACAAGAACAACCAAAUCUCAACAAUAACAGCAACAUUAUCUGGAAACCACUUUUACCUAAACCACCCGACCCAAUUCCCAUGACAAAGAUAUGUUUUAUCAAUUCGUCCGAGCAACAACAAAACGCCCCCUCUACUACUACACCUGAAACACUGACUACAUUUACCUCCCAUGAGUCUCUUUGCAAAGUUGAACAAGACACAACAACAAAAGUUGAUUUAAUGCCAAUGUUAAUACAGGCAGCGACUCAAGCUGCCAUUCGUGAUAAACGUCAAGAGCGCAAAGAAUCGCGAAAAAGGAAAAGAGAAGCUGCAGAAAGACUGUUAGCUGAGAAUAAACAGCUAAAGUUACGUAUUUAUGAAUUAGAAAGUCAGAUUAUGGAUAUGACAAACGAGCGAAUUAUUAUUAUGAAGAACAAUGAGCAUAUGAAGAAAGAAUUGGAGAAAAAGAAUGUUGAGUAG
Molecule: messenger RNA, 1287 nt
Organism: Ambispora leptoticha
Lineage: Eukaryota; Fungi; Glomeromycota; Glomeromycetes; Archaeosporales; Ambisporaceae
Source: the annotation of a GenBank genome assembly